Puccinia graminis f. sp. tritici CRL 75-36-700-3 is the source of this 1681-nucleotide messenger RNA. RefSeq lists its product as uncharacterized. The transcript has 4 exons. The coding region runs from base 95 to 1555 and encodes 486 amino acids. NCBI's taxonomy places the organism in Eukaryota, Fungi, Basidiomycota, Pucciniomycetes, Pucciniales, Pucciniaceae. Gene Ontology annotation, molecular function: endonuclease activity. The record is from RefSeq and is a predicted model, not a curated record. Gene Ontology annotation, biological process: maturation of LSU-rRNA; maturation of 5.8S rRNA. Gene Ontology annotation, cellular component: Las1 complex; preribosome, large subunit precursor.
AGUUGAGUUCAGGAGGUCAGCUUGAAUAAACCUGACUGGGCAAAAGCUGUAGGGAGCAUCUCCAUUUGACUUUCCUUGGCUGGAAGCAUGUUUGAUGCAAUAUGGAGCUCAAGAUGUGUGUUUUGGAAGUGGUGGGAGUGAAGUCCCUUGCAGAGUCUUUCCCUUUAUAACCAUGUCACCCGCCCUCGCCAGGAAGGUCCCCUGGUCCUCGCCCGCCGAGUUUAUCGGCCUCUUCGACCUGCUCUUCUCCUCGGCCGACCCGCUCGCCAGCCAGCCCAUCGCACUCAACCACCUCUACGCCUGGUCCAUCCGCUCGCCCUCCAGUCUCCCCCCGGCCAUCGAGGCCACCCAUGCAUUGCUCUCCCUCAUCCUCCCCCCCACGCCCAAUGUCCAGCAGCAACGGCUCGGCCUCGCCAUGGCCCUCUCCCGGCUCGUCAACAGUCUCGUAGACCCCCUCCAGAAGGGCAUGUAUGCCCGGAGCAUCUCCCAGAUCGCUGCCGAACUCGGCCUCCCGCUGGCCUUGGUCCAACUCCGCCAUCGAGCCACUCACGAAGACUUGCCUAGUCUUACCAUCCUACUCCAGUCCGCUAACCUGGCUCUCGAUUGGCUUUAUACCCACUACUGGCUCCCAAGGCUAAACGACAUCGAAGGGAAGGGUCAUUUGAAGCUAGAGACGAUCGGCUUACUCGAAGGAUUACUGAUCUCAUUCAAACGGGCCAGGAAGCGGGCCAUCCUCGACACCACCCAAGUCGACUUCCUCCAAUUCCUCCCUCAAAUCGACCACUGGAUCGGCGCGGCUGCUCGGGAACUGAGUGGCGAUGGAAGUCAGAGCAGACUCGCCGAGGACGACGGCCAAGCCGACCAUCGUCCGUUGGUGGCACUUUGCUCAGUAUUGGUCGAGCGUCAGGUGCUCGUCCCACAAGCCGUCAAGAAGCGUUGUCAAUCAUCCAAAGAUCCGUUGCCCGAACCUUUGAAGGAUCUGUACGAGCCCUUAAUCGAUCAUCUCGCGCAAUCCCAUCCACAAGUCUUCAUCCGCUCACUCGUCAUGAGCCUCUUGGACACACUCUCUGCGCUUCCUGAUGGGACCAGUACCAGUAAACAAGCAGACGCGACCUACUACAAUACCUGUGCUUCUUGGCUGGUGUAUCUCUUACUCCGGGCCGAUGGUGGACCUAUUGGGCCAGAGGCGCUCAGAAUUCUGUUGAUCAAACCAAACCAAUAUACACUCUCGGUUGUCGAAAGGUUAAAGGAAGCCAAGCAAUCGGACUGGUAUGAUGAGAAGACGCUUUCGCCUCUGAUUGAUCUACUUCAGAAGACUCGAGACGACCAAAGGAACGACAUGGACGAGGGAUGUAUGUCGGAGGAGCCGAUUGAGGAUCGGAUCGCGGCGAUGAAGCAGAGAUGGGAGUGUCUGGUCGCCAAAGAUGAAGAGCCGGUCGUCCAAGAAGGCUCCUCUUGGAAUCUCGUCCCCGAGGCUAAUUGGGUCCCUUGUCCUAUCGGCUGUCUUCCUGAUCGCACGGUCCCUGACCUCUACAAAUCUCUCUUAUUUUCCUAACUCUUCCACCUUUAUUUGCUUCGAGUCUCUCCAUCCAAUUCAAGAAGACAUGUAGUCCCACAGAUAAAAAUUAUUAUGAGCAGUCAUGAACAAAAUAAGGAACUCCACCUAGUCAGUAUCCUCCCA